Molecule: messenger RNA, 1649 nt
Organism: Dreissena polymorpha
Lineage: Eukaryota; Metazoa; Mollusca; Bivalvia; Myida; Dreissenidae
Exons: 2
Coding region: 25-1209 (394 amino acids)
Source: RefSeq, a predicted model, not a curated record
ACACUUCCAUCCGCGUCUGAUGGUAUGAAAGAACUGCUUUUGAGUCAGGUUCAGAAUGUUGGUAAACAUCCUAAAGGAAGGCGCUGGCCAAAAGAAAUAAUAAAUGUCUGUCUUCAGUUAUAUACAAGGAGUCCUGUUGGAUAUGGACUGCUGAGGAGUAGUGAAAUGCUAGUCUUACCCUCGCCAUCUCUGCUUGUGUUGUAUAAGAGCCGAGUACAACAUAAGAUAGGUUUUGAUGAGGAGAUAUUUAGAUGGAUGCAUGCCGAAGCAUUGCGGCUAAACGUACCGCCUUAUGGAUGGAAAGGCGGUAUAAUUCUGGACGAAAUGGCAAUCCAGAAGGACCUCCAGAUCCAGAAGAACGGAGAUGUGGUUGAGCUUAUCGGGUUGGUGGAUGUAGGCGAAGAGGGGAAUGUUAUGAACACCCUUAGAAUGGGUAGAAAAGAGAGACAAUUAGGAACUCAUGUCCUUCAAUUCAUAUUUCUAGGACUUACAGGGUUCAGAUUCCCCUUUGGACACUUUAUAACCAACAACGUUGCGGCUUAUGAUAUCCAUACAUUGUUUUGGGAAGCAGUUGUUUCCCUUUCAAUGUAUGGAUUUUCAACUAGUUUCACGUUUAUGGAUGGAGCCCAAAGCAAUAGAACAUUCCAAAGUAUCAACUUGGGGAAAAAUCCACAGACAAUGGUUGCACAGAGCCCAGAGGAUCCCAAAAAUUCAGUUAUACUGAUGAUGGAUGUUUCUCAUGUUAUUAAAAAGGUUAGGUACAAUAUAAUGAAAAGUGGAAUAUCAAAGGGUUGUACAAGAAAUCUUCUCCUACCUGAUGAGUCCCCAAUACAGUGGCAAAUGUGGAUAAAUGCGUUUGAAUGGGACCAGGAAAAUGGGCUUAAACUGCACAGGAAGUUGACCAAAGAGCACAUUUACCCAUCAACGCAGUCUAAAAUGCGGAAUCACCUCGCAAAUGAGGUCUUGAACAACGACAUGAUGUAUUUAAUGUGCCAAUACCAAAGCAGUCUAGUGAAUGGGAAAGUUUUAAAUGGCAUUGUUCAAUUCUUGAAAAAAACAUCGCAAAUCAUUGAUUUAUUCAAUGACCGUGCACCAGUACAGUCCAGAGAUGAUAAUAGACUUCAAAUAUUAAAAGAAAUUGAGUAUUGGUUCACAGAUUGGAGCAAUAGCAUACAAUCUGACAGUAUAAGCUCUGUAGAAAAAUCCUAGAAGCUGAUGUCUCCACAGUGCUGAGAUGACUUACAUUCAUGCUUGUUAGGCUUCUGUGAACUUUGCUAUGCAGUUUUUUCGUGUAAUGAUUCAGCUUAUAUUACGCCAGCUUUAAUAAAUUCUGACAUUGUGGAGAAUCAUUUCUGCCAGCAAAGAUCUACAUAUAACGGGGCUAAUACAAAUCCUAAUGCAUUGCAAUAUCGGUAAAGCCAAAAUUCUAUCAUUCUUGGACAGAAUAUUAUUUCUAAAAAAAGUAAUGCAGGAAAGGCAACACUUAAGCAGGCAGCACAAUCAUUUAUGUUUCAACAAACAACUGGUAGAAGGAAAAUGAUCAGUACUUCUGACAGUAAACUUACUAAAAUAAAAGUUUUGAGAAUGUAAAAAACACAUUUCUCAUCAAAUCAAACAGUUGUAUGAUAAUGGACAUAUGGUAAAGUUAA